Messenger RNA from Teleopsis dalmanni, 2689 nucleotides. RefSeq names its product ATP-dependent RNA helicase p62-like. The record is from RefSeq and is a predicted model, not a curated record. Lineage: Eukaryota; Metazoa; Arthropoda; Insecta; Diptera; Diopsidae. The transcript is spliced from 4 exons. The coding region runs from base 146 to 2458 and encodes 770 amino acids. Gene Ontology annotation, molecular function: RNA binding; ATP binding; RNA helicase activity. Gene Ontology annotation, cellular component: ribonucleoprotein complex; nucleus; cytoplasm.
AAAUAAAUCUUCAAAUUUAAAGUUACAUUGAAAAAAAUUGAUAACGAAGUUUAAACAUAUUGAAAGCCAUUAUAAUAUUUGAGUUCGAUUGCAAAAAUACUUCUUAAACGUUGUAGUGCGAACUGAUAAUAAUUCAAAACAUCUUAUGAAUAAUAUGUCUCCACGAAAGUCUAAAGGAAAGGCGCGCGAAAGUGUGCGUCUUGGUCGUAUAAGUAAAGGUGGCAAAAAGAACCGCACUAAAGGAAGUUUCUCAAAUUUGCGUACAAUAAAUUGGUUAGACAUGAAGCUUCCACCGUUCGAGAAAAACUUUUAUGAGGAGCACCCUCGUACGCGUAGUCGUUCAGCUAACGCCGUUGAAGAAUAUCGCGCCGCCAACCAGAUAACUGUACGUGGUUUAGCUCCUAAUCCAAUACCGUUCUUCGAUGAAGCUUGUUUUCCAGAUUACUGUAUGAAUGAAAUUCGUCGGCAAAGAUAUACCGAACCUACUCCUAUACAAGCACAAGCGUGGCCGAUUGCUAUGAGUGGUUCCAAUUUAGUUGGAAUCGCUAUGACUGGUUCGGGGAAAACAUUGGCUUUUAUAUUACCGGCUAUUGUUCAUAUCAAUAAUCAAACACCGUUACAGCCCGGUGAAGGACCAAUAGCCUUGGUCUUGGCACCAACUCGCGAACUGGCGCAGCAAAUUCAAACGGUAGCUACUGAUUUUGGCUCCAAUUCAUUUGUUCGCAAUACAUGUAUUUUUGGUGGCGCACCGAAAGGAAAACAGGCAAAUGAUUUGGAACGAGGUGUUCAAAUAGUCAUUGCCACACCUGGUCGCCUUAUUGAUUUUCUUGCCAGCGGUAACACAAAUUUGCGUCGCUGCACUUAUUUGGUAUUAGAUGAAGCUGAUCGUAUGUUAGAUAUGGGUUUUGAGCCACAAAUUCGUAAAAUUUUGGGUCAAAUACGCCCAGAUCGUCAAAUUUUGAUGUGGAGUGCUACUUGGCCAAAAGAAGUGCGCCAACUUGCUGAAGAUUUUCUUGGCGACUAUAUCCAAAUAAAUAUUGGUUCGCUUGAGCUCGCUGCUAAUCACAAUAUUCGCCAGUUAGUAGACGUGUGUGAUGAAUCGGAUAAGGGUGUUAAGUUAAAAGAACUGCUCUCACAUAUAUAUGAUCAAGCACACGCUCCUGGUAAAAUAAUUAUCUUUGUUUCAACCAAAAAAAAGGUGGACGAAUUAGCACGUUUUAUUAACGGUUUUGGGGUUCAUGUUGGCGCCAUACAUGGCGAUAAAUCCCAAGUGGACCGCGAUAAGGUAUUAGGUGAUUUUCGUUGCGGCCGAUCAAAUAUAUUAGUUGCAACAGAUGUAGCUGCACGGGGUUUGGAUGUUGACGGCAUUAAUCAUGUUAUAAAUUUUGAUUUUCCGCAAUCGGCAGAGGACUAUAUACAUCGCAUUGGUCGAACUGGUCGAAAACACUGCACUGGUACGUCGUAUGCAUUUUUUACCCGUAAGAAUGCGAAAUGUGCAAGUGGUUUGAUCGAUGUAUUGCGUGAAGCCAAUCAACCGGUGAAUCCAGAUUUGGAACACUUGGCUCUUCAUGGUGAAGAUGUUGGUGAUGGUGGCAAGGGCGGCAAGUCUCGAAAUCGUGCUGAUCGUGGCAACCGUGGUGAACGGAUUGGACUUGGUAAUGAUAUAUUUGAAAAAAUUAUGAGUGCAAAUAAUAUCAAGGGAAACUCAAAUAGUGCAUAUAAUGGUGGUAUAAUGGCUAGUCGUGGUGAGAACAAUUAUUCACCAUCGUUUGAUAUGCCCAGACGCGGUCGUAAUGACUUCAUAUCAUCUAUUGGUAUGCCGAGUCGCAGUAAUAGUGAUUAUCCCUCAUCCAUUCGUAUGCCCAGUCAUAGCAAUGGUGAUUACCCCUCAUCUACUCGUAUGUCGGGUCACAGUAAUGGUGAUUACCAAUCAUCCACUCGUAUGAAUUCUGGUCGCGGUGGUAAUGACUACCCAUCAUCCAUGGGAAUGUCUGGUCGCGACGGUGGCGAUUAUCCAUUACCGUUUGGUAUGUCCGGUCGUGGUGGAAAUAAUUAUCAAUCAUCUAUUGGUAUGUCUGGACGUGGUGACGAUGAUUUUCAGCCAAUGUCGGGAAUGUCUGGUCGUGGUGGUAGUGAUUACCAAUCAUCGAUGAGUAUGUCUGUUCGUGGUGGCAGUAAUUACCCAUCAUCGAUGAGUAUGUCUGGUCGGAGUGGCAAUGACUUCCUAUCAUCGUCUGGUAUGUCUGGUCGUGGUGGAAAUAAUUAUCAACAAUCUGGCAACAAUGGAAACUACGGCGGCAACUUCGAUAGCAGUAAUUUUGGCGGUGAUAGUUAUGCUGGUCAUAGCUAUUCUGGUGUUAAUUAUGGUGGUAAUAUCCAUGGUGCUAACAACUACUCAAAUGGUAGUGGCUUUGAUGCUGCAGCACUACGAUCUCGUAAUUUCAACUCAAGACAUUAGCUGCAGACAUUAGUUUGAAAUUUGCAAUCUGGCAAAUAGGUUAGCCAAACACAUUUUCCGAUUUCGGAAAUAAAAAAGUAUAAUUAAUUUUUUGCUUUAAGUAAGAAUUUGUCUACAUAAUUUUUUAUGUAAAUUUAUAUUCUCCUAAUUUAAGAUAAACAUUUCUAGAAAUAUUAGAAUUACAGGGCUAAUUUUGAAUUUAAUUAAGUUUUACGCCUAUAUUUAUAAUUA